Perca flavescens (yellow perch) is the source of this 1770-nucleotide messenger RNA. Its product is annotated as von Willebrand factor A domain-containing protein 1. The record is from RefSeq and is a predicted model, not a curated record. Gene Ontology annotation, molecular function: protein binding. NCBI's taxonomy places the organism in Eukaryota, Metazoa, Chordata, Actinopteri, Perciformes, Percidae. The coding region runs from base 156 to 1625 and encodes 489 amino acids. The transcript is spliced from 5 exons.
CAGUAGCAAAACUCUGCGGAAGUGGCGACAGAGGUGCAAAAUAACACAGACUGGACCACCUGUGACCUGGUGAAGGGAGAGUCGGUGUUGGCUAUUUCACCUGCCUGCGCUGUUUCUGAUCAAAUUCAUAUUUUUUCCAGUGCUGUUUAGAAAGGAUGAAUGUUUUUUUACUUCGCUGUGUUCUUCUCUGCGCGAUGUUGCAGCGGAGCAACAUGCAGAUUGCUGUACCUGCCACAGUGUUAAACUGCUGUGAAGGGCAUAUUCUGCUUCUGCUGGACUCUUCAGGGAGUAUAGCAAACUACGAGUUCUCACGCCUGUUGCACUUCGUCACCGAGCUGCUUCGCCCCUUCUCAUUGGGCCGUGGGCACGUAAGAGUCGGGCUGCUGCAGGUGGGCACAAACCCUAACCUGGAGUUCGGCCUGGACGUCCACAGCAAUCAGGAAGGUCUGCAGAAAGCUCUGCGGAGUGUCAGCCAGCUACAGGGAGACACCAACACCAAGGCAGCGCUCAGGGUGGCGCAGCAGCUUCUGACAGAGACAGAUGAGAACGUGCCAAAGAUUCUGCUGUGGCUGACGGAUGGUGUGCAGCCUGGAGAUGUGGACAAACCGAUGUCGGAGCUGAAGGCGCAGGGAGUUUCUGUUCUAGCUGUGUCUACAGUACAUGGCAACUACCAGGUUUUACAACGUGCAGUGACACCUCCACUGGAGUCUCACCUCUACUCUGUGGACAUAGAUAACAUCGACAUCAUCACAGAGGACCUGAGGGAGGCCAUUAUCAAAAUUAUUCGUGCAGAACGGCUGCGCGUGGUUCACUUGACUUCCCACAGUGCUGUGCUGCAGUGGCGUCCUGUUCUGAGUGCUGACAACGGUUACUAUGAGCUCUCGUACAAAUCUAGGUGGAAAACGUACACUGAAACUAGACGCAUUCUCCCAGGCGACUCCAGCUGGGUAGAGCUGACCAAACUCCAGCCUGAAACCACCUACACAGCUGCCCUCCGCCCAGAGUCCAACCAGGGGCUGUUUAACACACUCUCUGUUGACUUCACUACACUUCCUGAUAUUUUAAGCCCGACGGUGGUCUCUGUGUCAGACUCUGGGCCACGUCAGAUCCGUGUGAGCUGGGGUCCCCUGCAGCCGGCUCGAGUCCAGAGAUAUACUGUUGAGUAUGGAGCUAUUCCAAGCGGACACGUCCACACCGUUACAUUACGAAACCAGCAGAACUUUACCUUGCUGAACGGCCUGGAGCCGGGCACUCUGUACCUGGUCACAGUCAGUGCUCUGCAUGUGAAUGGAAAAGAAAGAGCCAUGUCUGUAAGGGCAUGCACUCAAGAGGCAGCUCUGCCAGCUCUCGUCGACCUUCAGUUGACCACAGUGGAGCGUCAGAAGGUGCGGGUAACGUGGAAGGCCCAUCAGGAAGGUUUGAAAGGCUUCUGGCUGAGCUGGGAGGGAGAAUUCUCCAAAAGCUCCUCCUCGAAGCCCUCCGCGUACCUGCCUCCUACCUCUCGUUCAACGCGUCUCACGCGCCUCGCACCGAGCAGUCGAGUGUGUGUGUCCCCAGUCUAUGGCUGGGGCCGAGGAGACGGGUUAUGCUGCACUGCAGAGAGGCACACACGUUGGCUGAGCUGAAUAUUAUUGACCUCUUUUUUUUUUUUCCUGCGAUUAUGCUCAUGCAUAGCAGGUUUGGUUCAUUAAAGGGAGUUGUAAUUUUUCAUUUGACUUUCUCAAAUGAAGGUUUUUUAACAUUAAUAUGCGUUCCCCCAGCCUGUCUAUG